CGUCAAAUUUGCUGUUCGACGGUCAAAAAUUAUUAGUGCAAAUGAUUACCAAUUUGAAAAGGCGCAAGUGCCAACGAAAGGCUCGUACAAAAUCUAACGACACUUACUUUUCAAUACCUUCUUUACCCAGCAAUGAGCAGGCUAACAUUACCCAAAAUUAUGCUGAAAGCAUAGCGCGUGGAAAGCUGCAUCAAAAUCAACGCUUUUGCAAACGGAACGCGGGGAUAAAGGUGCCAGAGACAAAAAGAAAUACAAAAUAUGGAAAAGAUUGUAGUUCCGCCCCUCUUGGUAGUCAUAAAAAAGGUGCAGAGAAGCGCAGUCCGAGGAAAAGAUGUAAUGUACGCGGUGGUGACAAUUUAGAACGCGCCAAUCUCUCAGGACAAGUCGGUCCCCUAAAGUCAAAGAGGAAAGAGGAGGGAAAACGAAACGGAAGGAAAUUGUACAGUAAAUCUGAGUGCGCGAACUUCCUGCAGUUCUACGAUGCAUCGUCGCAAGUGUGGCGGACAUUCCAUGCGAACACGGUUUCUUCAUUGGAACACUGUAAAUGGUUACCUUCCACCGGUCCCAAGAAAGUGAACAGCCUUGUAACUGAAGUGACGGCAAUUCCCUACAAACCUCGAACCACUGGCGGCUCGUGUUGUGCCGAUGAAAAACCCACAUCGGCACUAGACUUGCAAAGAAACUCUAAUUUUAAGAGAUCGCCACCAGAAAUCAAGUAUGGUCUCCUUAUACCACCGAAUCACAGUCCCCUCAAAUUGUUGGUCGUCUGCGCCCAUCCCGAUCCUGUAUCAGAGGCACUAUCGAAGGCGGCGGACAAGCUUGGAUAUGACGUGACCACGUGCCACUCGUACGAAGAAGCGUUAGAAGAAUUCCUUUCAAAAUUACAUGACUUAAUCGUUAUAGAUGCCAGAUAUACCUCAAAAGCUUUAGAUUACGAUACACUGUGUAGAUCAAUACGAAACACAAGAGGAAGCCAGCACACGGCCGCCGUAGCGCUGGUGAAGAGAAGCGUUUUCGAUAAGGACGAUGUUACGAUUAUGUCUCUUCUUGACGCCGGAUUUAACAGGUGUAUCGCAGAGACCACCAACAUCGUUCAUUUCGUUAACGAGCUAAUUCAAAUUAGACACGGCGAUAUCAGACCACUAGCACAGACCGCCGUCAAUCAAUCCCUUUACAUAGCGUUGGAAAAGUGCAGCGAUAUUGUGCUAAUUACGGACGAUAGCUAUCGAUUACAGUACGUUAACAGGUCCAGCGAACGCUUCUUGGGAUAUCGGUACGAUGAGCUCUUGGGGAAAAGUAUUCAUGAGCAGUUCAUAGCCGACCCCCUACAAGUCACCUCUAUGACAUCGUCUCUUAUGAGGGCUCGGGAAUGGCAAGGAAGUUUGUUGGUGCGCAAAAAGAGUCAGGAUACAGUGUCUUGUAAUUGCAAGGGCAUACCAAUUAUAUGCGCGGGGCGGGUUCCAACGCACUUUGUUUUAAUAUUGGAUGUUCACGGCAUAACGGAAUUAACUCCGACCAGUUAUUCCUUAGAUAAACCUCGUGGUAGUGUACAAUCGAAUCGAAGAACAUCAAUGGAUGUGCGUAGCGUAAGCAGUGAUUACUUCAGGCGAACGUCUUUAGCAAAACUAUCAGCUCUCCCCUUAGAAGCUCCAAUUACUAAGGUGAUAAGUCUUUUGUCUCAAGCUCAAGAACAGACUAAUCCGAACGUUGUCAGCAUCAUUGACAAAGUGAUCGAAAUACUGAAUAACACAGAACUAUACUCGCCUCAUCUGAAGGACGAUUUAAGAUUGAAAUGUGACGAACCCGUAACUUCCGACCUCAUUACUGCUCUUCUUAUGCAGCAGCCCCAGAUACAGUUGGCCCCAUCCUCCCGGCGGAGCAGUAAUGAUUCCACGGCGGUGCGAAAUGUAUCACGCGGCAUAUCUAAAGUUAGGGUACCGGCCCAAAUAAAAGAUCUACUCGAUACCUCGCUAACCUGGGAGUUCGACAUAUUUAGAUUAGAGGAGCUGACCAACAAGAAGCCACUCAUCCACCUCGGCAUGAAUCUAUUUUUACACUUUGACGUUCCAGCCACUUUAAAUUGCGACGAAAAGACCUUGCAAAAUUGGCUGACGGUAAUAGAGAUGAAUUAUCACGUCGAUAAUUUUUACCACAACUCGACACAUGCCGCAGACGUGAUGCAGGCGACCGCCGGCUUUCUGGAGAAAGAUAGGCUAAAGGCGAUUAUGGAUCCUCUAGAUGAGGCAUCGUCGCUUAUAGCCGCCUGUUCACAUGACGUCGACCACCCCGGAAAAUCAAGUGCUUUCCUCAGUAACUGUGACAAUCCAUUAGCUAUACUGUACAAUGAUGUAACCGUUCUCGAAAAUCAUCAUGCGGCACUUACUUUUAAAUUAACUUUAGGUGAUGAUAGGAUAAAUAUUUUUAAACAUUUAGAUAGGGAAACGUACAAAGUUGCACGCCAUAACGUAAUUGAUAUGAUCUUAGCCACAGAGAUGACGAAACAUUUUGAACAUUUAGCCAAAUUUGUCAAUGUGUUUUGUCAAAAAACCUCGCGGGUCGACGGUGAAUCUUCAGAUUAUAUACCAAUUACGUUACCUGACAAUAUUACAUUAGUUAAGAGAAUGAUGAUUAAAUGCGCCGACGUAUCUAAUCCCACGAGACCUUUAAGACUGUGUGUUGAAUGGGCCCGACGAAUUGCCGAAGAAUAUUUCGCACAAACUGAUGAGGAAAAAUCGAAAGGCUUGCCGGUCGUUAUGCCCAUGUUUGACAGAAUAACAUGCUCGAUACCUAAAUCUCAAAUAGGUUUUGUAGAUUAUAUUGUUCACGAUAUGUUCGAGGCGUGGGAUGCUUUCAUCGACAUGCCUGAAUUGGUCACCUAUAUGAGACAGAACUACAUUAGAUGGAAGGAAUUUGAUGAAGAAGGCCAUAACACGUCCUCAGAUAUUCGAAAACUACAAAACACAAUAUUAAUGGCGCCCGCUAUUAUACCAAAAAGUUCAAUAAAGAGAAAUGACUGACAGUUGCGUUUUCGUCAUAGCGUGGACGUAAGUGAACUACGAACGUUUCUAGUUAAAAAACUCUAAAAAAGUGUACUGAAUGUAUCGUGGCCCGUUAAUAUAAUACCUACCAUUGUUUAAAGUAUUUUAACAAUGAUAAUACCUACCUAGCUUUUAAUACUUGUAAUGUGAAAUGUAUUUUAUUAACUGUAUACAAUUUAUGUACCUUAUUCUAUUUAAAUGUUAACAAUACUGCAUGCUGGACGUGCAAAUCUUUUAAUAUAAAUAUUAAAUUA
Molecule: messenger RNA, 3292 nt
Organism: Photinus pyralis (common eastern firefly)
Lineage: Eukaryota; Metazoa; Arthropoda; Insecta; Coleoptera; Lampyridae
Product: high affinity cAMP-specific and IBMX-insensitive 3',5'-cyclic phosphodiesterase 8
Exons: 15
Coding region: 42-3017 (991 amino acids)
Biological process (GO): signal transduction; positive regulation of ERK1 and ERK2 cascade
Molecular function (GO): 3',5'-cyclic-nucleotide phosphodiesterase activity
Source: RefSeq, a predicted model, not a curated record